Molecule: messenger RNA, 2593 nt
Organism: Paramuricea clavata
Lineage: Eukaryota; Metazoa; Cnidaria; Anthozoa; Malacalcyonacea; Plexauridae
Source: the annotation of a GenBank genome assembly
AUGUUAUUUACUUUCAGAUUAGGCAGUAUUUUUCAAAAACAUUUAACGUUGGGAAGAAGCGUUGGAGUUAUUUCAUUUGUUGUCUUUGAUGGAUCGCCCCUGCCUGCCAAGGCAAACGAAGCAGCCAAAAGGCAAAGGUAAGUUAAAAUCAAAUGGCUAGGUAUAUCAAUUAAGCAUCUCAAUUACAUACUUGCAGUAAACCUAUAAACGGCUAAAUAUAUUUUCACCAUGCAACUGUAAAACGAAAGACGAUGCAUUGAGAAAAGCAAACAAAGCAGGCAAUCUGGAAGAGCAGAACAAAUUACUUAGCCAAGGAAUUUCCAUUUCAUUUGAGGAUAUUUCAACAUGCAUUGAAUGAUUGAAGUAACUAUAUGUCUGUAAUAUUCCAUACUCGUAUGAUCUAAUUGUUUACUAGACGGAUAUAUAAGAACUCAAGGCCAUGUUUGUGUAUUAUUAGGUAUGUGUCAAGAAGAAUAUUCGUUACAUUGUAUCUCCAUAUGAAUCUGGGAAGAGAUUAUUUCGCUGGCCUCAAAGUGACAAAACGUAACAAAGCAACGGUUUUACUAACACUAACCCUACUCCAAACACCAACUCUAACCAUAACCCUAAUCCUUACCCUAACCCUAAUCUAACCCUACUCCAAAUUUGCUUCUAAACCAAUCUUGAAGAAAAAAGUUUUGACGAAAUGUCAUUCUGAGGUCAGCGAAAUAGUUGAUGCCAUGAAUCUGAUGCUCAGAUAGCAUCUCUUGUAAAACAUGGUCAUGCAGAUUUUGUUAUCACAGAGGACUCUGAUUUACUCACCUAUUGGUUUCACUAUAGUUAGUUGCACAACACCAGAUCCCACAACCCAAAUGAAAUUUUGGAAGGUUUGAAAUUAAGUUUUCAACAAUUUCAAAAAUUGUGUGUUGCAGCUGGGUGCGAUUAUGUUGAAAAAGUUAAAGGAAUUGGAACCCACAGGGCAUAUGCAUUGGUUUGUGGUAAUAAUUUGCUUGAAGAAUUGGCAAAAAAGGGGGCACCAGAUGAUUAUGAAGAGCAUUUCAACAAUGCCUUGGCUGUUUUUAACCAUCAGACAGUCUUUAGCAUUGGCAGUAUGAAAUGUGUUCCUCUGAAUGAGUGGAACAAAUCUGUUACAAACAAUUGCAAGCUUCAACAUUUUUGUGGAAUGUAUCCUUGAAUAAAAAGUUGUCAAUGCCUAUGUAAUUUCAUGUAAAAAUUAUAUUGAUCAAUUUCUACAUGUACAAAUCAAAAAUCCUAACUUACAUCAGAAUACUCGAUGACACAACUUCCAUCAACCUUGCCUCGGGUAAUCUGGAUCCAAAAAGUGGUGUGAAAGUGAAGGUGAUUUUCAUUUUAUUAAUAAAAUUUCCAUCCAGGAAAAUUUAGGAAUGGAAAAAAAUGCAUGUGUUUUUGUAAUUUUCAGAGAACCCAAACAAAUGAAUUGGGUCAUUCCAGAAAACCAAAACAAAUGUAAAGGGACAGUUAAUCCUCACUUUCAUAUUCCAACAAACCAUUAGCACACAUAUGAAUUACUAGAAACCUUACAGCUUCUAAAAACUUUGCUCUAUAAUAUUAUGAUUAAAUGAACUCAUUAAAAAUUUAGGUGUUUAUUAAGAAUGACAACCAGAAUACCACAAAUGAGGACCAGUCGGCUUCAGAAGAAACGGACAAUGAAACAAAUGGUAUAUAUGAAAUGUAUACGAAAAAUAGUAUAGAUAUACAAUGUAGUUUAUUCAAGGGCGGAUUCAUUUUUUAGAAGGAGGGGUGGAAAAUUUAGUAGGGUGUAAGCGGCACCACUGAGCGAGCUUCGGCAGGGGUUGGGCAUUAGGGUUAAAGUCACACAAAAUAGGAGUGGUGAAGCAAAAUUUUGGUGGGGUUGAACACUUUAUAAGAGGGGUUAGAGAGAUUCUAGGGGGUAAGGGGGGGGGGCAUUAACCCCCUAACCUCCACAGUAAAUCUGCCCAUGAGUUUAUUACAAAUCCCAGUUUCAAAGUCCAUUGUUUUCAAGCAUCAUCAUUUCUAACUAUGUAAGGGAACAAAUUAGUGCAUAUUGAUAUGUUAGAUCGCAAGUUGCAUUGCUUCUCUUAGUUCUCUGUUAAAAUUCAAAAGGAAACAUUGUGCAUUUAAUUUUAAAGUUAACAUUUUUAAAUCUCACAUUUUUGCUUUAGAAAACGAAAGACUGGAAGUGGAUAUCAUUCAGAUUGAUCCAAUACCAUUUCCUUAUAAAAUCCCAUCAUUUCCAGUGAUUACUGUGAACUUAAGAAAGGUCAAAUAUAUUUGUGAAGGAAAGGAAUACGAAGGACUAAUUAAAGACGAAGGGCCACGUAGUAUCACGCUAGGCCAUUAUGCUUGCAUGUCCUCGUGUUCCAUAGAAAUUGACAACAAAUCGUUUUUGGUCCUUUGGGAGUUAUCCAGAUAUUUACCGGCAAAUGUACCAACAACUAGCGGGAGUGAUGACAAUCCUACAGAUGAACUUGGUGAACCUUACUGCCUACCAUUUAAGGUUUUGCUUAUGAUAUUUCAAGACAGAAUUCCCUGGAAGAGGCGUACGAGUACUAAUUGUAUGAAUACAAUCGACCCGUCUUUGUUAAAAUAG